AUGUUCUCCGCCGGCGUUGCUGCUCUAGCCUUCUCCUCCCUGGCGUGGGCCUACCCUAACCCGGGAACGGUCACGGGUAACAUCGACGUCGCCGACCCUACGCUGUGCAAGGAUGACUCUGGAACGUACUUCCUCUUCUCAACGGCUCCGGGUAUUGAGAUUCGUACCUCCACCGACCGUACGGCUUGGACACUCCGUGGUACUGUCUGGACUGUGGGCUCAGAACCAUCGGGAACGGUUGCCUUUACUGGGGAUGCUUCCGCGAACCUCUGGGCUCCGGAUUGUACCUACGCGGACGGCCAAUUCUACCUCUACUACGCUGCAUCCACCUUCGGGUCUCAGAAGUCCGGCAUCUUCUUCGCGAAGUCAAGCACUGGUCUCCCGGGCUCGUGGACCGAUGAAGGUCUUGUCACUAGCACUGCCGAGGGCGACAGCUAUAAUGCCAUUGACCCAAACCUUCUCAUCGAUGGCUCGACAUGGCGCAUGUCGCUUGGUUCUUUCUGGACUGGUAUCAAGGAAGUCACCCUGAGCUCUUCGACUGGAAAGCUCGCAUCCUCGACAGUCACCUCCCUUGCUGAGCGCAGUGGAACCGACGCCAUGGAGGGCUCCGUCAUCUUCAAGUACGGUUCUUACUACUACCUCUUCACCUCGUGGGACACCUGCUGCGCCGGUCUCUCCAGCACGUACAAUAUCCGCGUUGGUCGUUCGUCCAGCGCUGCAGGUCCUUUCGUCGACCAAGAUGGCGUCUCACUUCUCGAUGGUGGAGGCACCCUUGUUCUCGAGACUCACGGCAGCAUCGUUGGACCCGGUGGACAGGAUCUCCUGACUGACAGUGACGGCGUUGUCAUGGUCUACCAUUACUACACUUCGUCCGCCAGUCUACUCGGUAUCAACCUCGUUGACUUCAGCUCUGGUUGGCCUGUACUUUACUAA
Peniophora sp. CBMAI 1063 is the source of this 933-nucleotide messenger RNA. NCBI's taxonomy places the organism in Eukaryota, Fungi, Basidiomycota, Agaricomycetes, Russulales, Peniophoraceae. The record is from the annotation of a GenBank genome assembly.